UUGAUUUCUAUGCAAACUUGGUGGUCAGUAUUGUCGGUUGAUGAAGCCCGGAUCUGGACAAGUGCGUAUUUGGCCAUGAGAGUCACGCCUGACGCCGAGAGAAGGGACAUCCUGAGGCUCUCACAAAUUGUAAUGUUGACUGCUUGUAGUGUUGCCUGCUAAAGCUUCACCGACGUCAUCACUGUCGUCGGUGGCAAGCUGGGUCGCCUGGACUUGCCCGCUCUGAGUCCACUCACAGCUAAUUAGAGAUUUUAUCGCUCGUCCCAUUAUAGACCCUGGGCACACUUCGUUAGCCUGGGCUUGGGUUCAUAAGGUCCGUCUUGCACUGGAUUCCCACUCCUCUCACUCACCCUUUCUCAUUUCAUGAGAAGAGGUGAGUGUUCAGAUCCACUGAAGUUUGUUCGGAUAUUUGCGAGGAAGGAAAAUAGACCUCCUCGUGGUAGCGACGAGAGGAUCAGAUAGGUUGGUCUCUAGGGAGUUUGCGUUCUGGAGGAUCUGAGCAAGAUGGGGUCCCAAGCAUUGAUCGCAGGUUUGAUUUUCGCAUUAUUCGCGACAACAUGCUCGGCUCAGGUGAACGAUCAGCGUGGGUUUUAUGAGCGUUUCCAAAUCAAUUGGGCUGGUGAGAAUAUAUGGGAUAAUGCGUGGGCCAAAGAGGUCCAAAUGCAGCUCGUCCCCACCGGUGGAGCAUCCAUCGCAAGUUACAACUCUUACCUGUAUGGUCACUUCAGUGCCCGCUUGAAGCUGGUUGCGAACGAAUCUUCUGGCGUCGUCACCGCACUCUACCUCACUUCAUACGGUCCUAACUGGGAUGAGAUCGAUUUCGAGUUCCUCGGAAAUGAAACUGGGCAGCCCUACGUGCUGCACACCAAUCUCUUCGUCAAUGGUAAUGGAAGCAGGGAGCAGCGCAUAUUCUUGUGGUUCGACCCAACAUUGGACUUCCACACUUAUGCUGUUGUCUGGAACCACGAGCAGAUCUUGUGGUUGGUUGACGAUAUCCCAAUCCGUGUCCACAAAAACCGCGAGGCUUGGCACCCGAACUCCUUCCCUCACUUCCGUCCUAUGGUAGUUGCGGCGAGCAUUUUUGAGGCCAGUACCUGGGCUACUCAAGGUGGCAGAGUGCCCAUUAAGUGGGAAUUUGCUCCUUUCAAGAUCACUUUCUCGAACUUCACCUUCGAUGCGUGCACGGUGUGGAAUAAUGACACUACUCCGUGCAACACGGAAUACUGGAACAAUCCUUGGGAGUCUUGGAAUUACACGAACUUGGACUGGGCGCAGGCAGGCCAGCUGAACUGGGUUAAGAAUUCUUUUACAGUGUACGAUUAUUGCACUGAUAGGGUUAGAUUUCCAGUCGAACCCGCUGAGUGUGUAUACAACGCCGUCUAAGUGACCACAAGAUGUAGAUAUUAGUUGCUGUAGUUUGGAUCCUACUAUUGUUAAGCUUCGAGAGCAGCCUCGCAGCGGCUUGUGCUGGCAGAGCAGGUGUAGUUUUCGAAUUGUAUGAGUAUGUAAGAUGGUACAGGUCAGGCCCGAGGCCUCUGUCGCAUAGGAUAUGAUCUCCAGUGGAAGGAGUCCAUUCAUACAAGCAAUAAAUUGUUGAAGUCGAAGAGAUUGUU
Marchantia polymorpha subsp. ruderalis is the source of this 1613-nucleotide messenger RNA. The record is from the annotation of a GenBank genome assembly. NCBI's taxonomy places the organism in Eukaryota, Viridiplantae, Streptophyta, Marchantiopsida, Marchantiales, Marchantiaceae.